CUGGCAGACGGUGCCAUGAGCCACAAUUUGGACGCGGCGCGGAGCUUUCUGGAGCAGCUGGAGGAACAGGGCGGCCUGAAGGGGGAGGUUCUGGCCGCGGAGUUCAGUGACAUCCGAGUGCGCUCAGCUGCCUGGAAGGCUGAUGGGGUGCGCUCCACCGAGGUUGGCAGUCGGCCAGAGAAUAUACAGAAGAACCGCUACAAAGAUGUGGUGCCAUAUGAUCAGACGCGCGUGAUCCUCUCCCUGCUCCAGGAGGAAGGGCAUGGCGACUACAUCAAUGGCAAUUUCAUCCAGGGCGCAGAUGGAAACCAGUCCUACAUCGCCACACAAGGACCCCUGCCUCACACUCUGCUAGACUUCUGGCGCCUGGUCUGGGAGUUUGAGAUCAAGGUGAUCCUGAUGGCAUGUCGAGAGACAGAGAAUGGGCGGAAAAAGUGUGAGCGUUACUGGGCCCAGGAGCACAAGCCAUUGCAGAUUGGGUUUUUCUGUAUCACCCUGACAAAGGAGACACAGUUGAAAGCAGAUAUCAUUCUUAGGACCCUUCAAGUCACAUUCCAGAAGGAAUCCCGUUCUGUACACCAGCUGCAAUAUAUGUCCUGGCCAGACCGUGGGGUCCCCAGCAAUCCUGACCACAUACUUAUCAUGGUGGAGGAAGCCCAUCGCCUCCAAGGAUGUGGCCCGGGGCCUCUCUGUGUCCACUGCAGUGCCGGCUGCGGGCGGACAGGAGUCCUGUGCAUUGUUGAUUACGUCAGACAGUUGCUCCUGACCCAGAUGAUUCCACCUAACUUCAACCUCUUCAACCUGGUCCUCGAGAUAAGGAAGCAGCGACCAGCAGCGGUCCAGACAGAGGAGCAGUACAGGUUCCUGUACCACACAGUGGCUCAGAUGUUCUACUCAGCACUCCAGGCCACCAGCCCCCACUACCAGAACCUCAAGGAGAAUUGUGUCCCACUCUAUGAUGAUGCCCUCUCCCUCUGGACUUCUCCAGCCCUUCUUGCCUUACCCCGCCCACCAAGCGGAGUGCUCAGGAGCAUCUCGGUGCCCGGGGCCCCUACUGUCCCCAUGGCCGACACCUAUGCUGUAGUGCACAAGCGCCGGCCCCCCGCGGGCGCCGGGCCAGUGGCGCAAGAGCACAGCACCGAGGAGAAGCCACUCUACAGCCAGGUGAAGUCACGCACCCAGCGUCCCGGGGCACAAACAGAGGACAAGCGGGUUUCGCUGCCUGGCCGCGUUCCUGCUAAUCAAAGCCCUGCUGGGCCUGAUGCCUAUGAGGACGUGACAGAGGGAGCUCAGACUGGUGGGCUAGGCUUCAAUCUGCGCAUUGGAAGGCCAAAAGGACCCCGAGACCCCCCUGCUGAGUGGACCCGGGUGUGAGCUCUGCAUCCAUACCAACCUGUUUCUACAUGUGUGCUUGAACUGCUGCUGGCCACCACUCUGCUGUGGGAUAUGUUGGGGAUGGGAUGCUGGGUCUGGAUCCAAAUAAAAAUUUAUUGGGGUGGGAAUAUGA
Molecule: messenger RNA, 1507 nt
Organism: Marmota flaviventris (yellow-bellied marmot)
Lineage: Eukaryota; Metazoa; Chordata; Mammalia; Rodentia; Sciuridae
Gene: Ptpn18
Product: protein tyrosine phosphatase non-receptor type 18
Biological process (GO): protein dephosphorylation
Cellular component (GO): nucleus; cytoplasm
Molecular function (GO): non-membrane spanning protein tyrosine phosphatase activity
Source: RefSeq, a predicted model, not a curated record